Molecule: messenger RNA, 2520 nt
Organism: Effrenium voratum
Lineage: Eukaryota; Dinophyceae; Suessiales; Symbiodiniaceae
Source: the annotation of a GenBank genome assembly
AUGGGCAGCCAGGAGUCUUGCCUUGGCGAAUGCUGCCGCAGACUACGGAUGCGCUUCCACCGCUUUGAGGGAGAGAUCCUGCCAACGGAUCCCCCGGACUUCACCAGUGCCGCAUACUGGCUGGCCCACCCCGUGCAUCAUCCCGGGAGAAUUGCGGAGAACCUGCCCAAGUUGGCGUACACUAUCCAGUCGGAUGGCAGUGUUCGCCAAGAACCAAUAGACUCAGAGUUCAGUGACAGCGCAACACAGGCGCCAGCUGACCUUUUCUACCUCCACGGGACAAUGGAAGGGCUGGGCAAUCGAGCCUCCAUCGGCCGCUAUGAGAAGGAGGUGUGGCAGGGCUUCAACACUCGACAUCAGAUGACCAUCGUCACUGCCUUCACCUCCGCCUGUAAAGCCUAUGCGCCAUUGUACCGCCAGGCAGCUAUGGGUGGAAGCUGGGACUUGGCCUAUCAAGAUGUCCUGUCUGCCUUUGAGCACUUCCUUUCAGAGACUGGCGAGCGGCCAAUCGUGUUGGCCGGCCAUUCCCAAGGAUCCCUCCACAUCCUGCGCCUAGUGAAGGAGCGCAUUGCGCCCGAUCAGACGUUGCUGAAGAGGUUGGUGGCUGUCCACGCGCCGGGCAUGGGCCAGUGGAUUGAGCCGUCGCCGCUUCUGAUCGACAAAGAACCCGCUUCAGCUGAGAAGCAGUCUGUGGCAAUUUGGGCCGCUGCUACACCUGAGGCAAACAGGAAGUGGACCCUCAUUGGCUUCAUGUCUGGCGGCGAGGGCUUCUCUGAGUUUGCGAAUCCCGUAGCAUGGAGCGGGGCCAGCUUGGGAGCCCUACUGCCGGAUGACAACUCCAAGCUGCCCGUGCUCUUCAGGAACUUCGUGCAGCGGGCCGAAGUGGUCGAAGGCUUGCUGCGGGUCCAUCACCAUCCUGCUGCAGCGGAUCGGAUGAUGACUUUGCAUUCGGGACGCCAGGACCUUCAUCCCUACGAUGUCCACUUGUUCUGGGGCGACGUUCGCGAGCGAGUUCAGAAACAGGUCAUGGCCUACACCAAGAGGCAAGAGUUGGCAGAGAAGAACUUGCAGCAGAGCCGUGAGAUUGAAGACAAGGUAGCAGAGGCGGUGGCCCUCCAUACGCUGCUGGCUGUGCACCUUGCGCGUCGCUCCGUGGAGCAGGCCAUCCAAUGCGCCAAGGACGCUGCGCUCCUCUUCCAGGAGCUCAAAGACUCGGCUGGGCUGGCUCGAUCUUGGCACCUUGCGGGGCAGCUGCACCUUCAGCUGAAGGACCAGUCGAAUGCCGCCAAAGCCGUGGAGUGCAUGGAAGCCGCCCGUGACGCUCAGAGUGAUGCCAGCGUUGAGGACCAAGCGACUGCCCUGCAGUCGCUGUCAGCAGCUCAUUUGGCCAACAACAACGCCAAGCAGGCUCUAGAGGCUGCAUCCCUUGCUCGAGACAUGUGCAAGGAGGCUGACCCUGCUGUUGAAGCUGUUUGCCUUCUCCGUGUUGCUGGUGCUUACGUUCGGCUGGGAGACUUUGAAGCUGCCUUAAGCGCAGCUUCAGAUGCCCAGGAGCUUUUCCGCGAGGCCGAUGAUCCGCUGGCAGAGGCUGGAGCUGCUGGACUCGUGGCCCGGCUCCAACUGGAGCGCCAGGACUUGUCAGCUGCGCUUCUGGCGGCAGAUACGGCCAGAGCAUUGCUGCGGCAGACUGGCGAGCUGGGCCGGGAGGUUGGGAUGCUGAUGCUGUCAGCGCAGGUGGGCAGCUUGGAGCUUGCUGCUGGCGCACAGCCUGGCGGGGGCAAGGCUGCGCGUGACUUUUAUGAGGGCCGUGGCAGGGGCAAGGUCCUUGCCAAAGCCAAGGAGGCGGUCAGCUUGUCCAAGAGGCUCAAUAGCAACCAUUUCGUGGCGAUUUCGCGAGUUGCGCAAUCGCGAGCUAAAGUCUCAAACGGCUUGCUGGAGGACGCCAUGACAGAGAUCAAAGAGGUUCUGCCGAUUCUGGCAGGGUGCGGUGACAGCCGUGCAGAAGGGUCAGCCAAGCUGCUGCAAGCAAAUAUCUCAGUCUUGCUGGGAGUGCCGGAUAUGAAUUCGGCGAAGGAGGCGCUGGAGUGCUUCCAGGCAGCAGGGCGGCCCCAUGAGGUUGCGCAAGUGCAGGCCGUGAUGUCCCGGCUGCGGGCGAAGCCGGCGCAGGCCCCGGCCCAGGCCCAGGCCCAGGCGCAGGCGCAGGCCGCCCAGGCCCAGGCCCAGCCGGCGCUGGCAACGCAGGCCAAGCCUGCCACUAUCGAUAAGAUGGCUUUGCCACUGCCGGAGCGUGUGAAGUACACCUUGACCGAGCUCGUGGCAGAGGCUAUCGGUCAGGAGCACAUGGAGGAGGACCGCGCGCUUAUGGAAACGGGCAUGACCAGCAUUGCCAGCAUCAUGCUGCGAGACAGAAUCCAGGCCGAAUUCCCGGAAAUUCCCGAGAUGGACCUCACCUUCGUUUUCGAUUAUCCAACUAUUCGCGAAAUGACUGGCUUUGUGCUCGAGCAGCUGCCAGAUGCGUGA